UAAAGCGACUCAUCAGCCACCGUCCUCGGCCAGAUCAGCCUUCAAACUAGGGUUUUGCCCCUCCCGCUCCGAGAAAGCAAACAGCUCCAGCUCCUACGAUUCCGGCCGCCUCCUCUCCUGCUUCUCCUCCUCGACGCCGCCGCCAAGAUGAAGCUCGUCAGGUUCCUGAUGAAGUUGAACAACGAAACAGUCACCAUCGAGCUCAAGAACGGCACCACCGUCCACGGCACCAUCACCGGUGUUGACAUAAGCAUGAAUACUCAUCUAAAGACGGUAAAGCUUACAUUGAAAGGGAAGAAUCAUGUGACCCUUGAUCAUAUCAGUGUGAGAGGGAAUAACAUUCGUUAUUACAUCCUCCCUGAUAGCUUAAACCUGGAAACUUUGCUAAUCGAGGAUACCCCCAGAGUCAAGUCUAAGAAGCCAACUACAGGAAAGCCUAUGGGUCGGGGUCGUGGACGCGGCCGUGGGCGUGGAAGGGGCCGGGGACGUUGAGCUUUACCUUUCGCAGCUUUGGAAGCUCGUGCAGCGCAAACCUCUACACUAUAACCUACUGCUUUCCCUGCGAGCUGUGUUGAAGAAUGUUGCCGUUCUGUUAAAAAUCAAUCUAGUAGGUCUCGGUGUGGAAUCGUCUCAACUGUUUGACCAAUGUUCAUGUCUAUGUUAGUAUCUUUUGUUCCUAAUCAAUGCGUAAUGUCUUGCCCAGGAAUUCUACUUGCGGGACUCCACAAACCCUUUGAAAUUCUAAGUGGCAUGGUUCUGUUGUUACAGUACUUGUUACCCUGUGGAAUUCUUACUCAAGGGUUAUGACUAGCAGUAAGUUGUGUUGAAUUCAAGCUGACCCAUUUUGUUUUGCAGCAAUGCUUUAAAUUAAAUUGGGUAGCGACCA
This is a messenger RNA of Brachypodium distachyon (stiff brome), 886 nucleotides long. Its product is annotated as small nuclear ribonucleoprotein SmD1a. The record is from RefSeq and is a predicted model, not a curated record. Gene Ontology annotation, cellular component: precatalytic spliceosome; commitment complex; U4 snRNP. Lineage: Eukaryota; Viridiplantae; Streptophyta; Magnoliopsida; Poales; Poaceae. The transcript is spliced from 4 exons. Gene Ontology annotation, biological process: spliceosomal snRNP assembly; RNA processing. Bases 148 to 492 code for a protein of 114 amino acids. Gene Ontology annotation, molecular function: RNA binding.